AUGCAUGAUUGGUCUACAUGUGACGUCCCUGUUGCGCCCCCGAGUGGAUUCGGCUCGUCUGCAAACCAGACUCAAAGAGAUGCAUUAUGGUGGAGCCUCGAUACCAGCCGAGGCUUUGUGGCUUUGGACAAGAACCAGCUGAAUCUCAAGUCAUCAGAGGCUUUUCCAUGGGACGAAACCAGGUCUGUCUAUCUUGUUAACGCCUUCCAUGGUCUGUAUUGCCUGCGAGUGAUUUACAUUUACCUACGCCAACUUCAAAAUCAAGAAGAUCUACGAUAUGAUUUCAACCAUGUCCUCCACUGUCUGGACUCUUUGCGCGCCGAUGUUUUGUGUGCUGCUGAUGAUACGCCUAUUGCGGUUGGAAAUCAGCCCAAUGAUGAUCCACAGCUGCAGGUACAAACACGAAAAUGUAGAGAUUGGGGUCAUCUAGAAGAGUUUGUGACUAUGAACUCCGCGUGUUUCCAAGGUCAUGAGCCGGACGAACCAGGUUACCAGACGAUUGAAGAGUGGCAGCACUGCCCGAAGGACUCACCUUAUUGGGCUACUGUGCAGCAGUACCUUUCAGAAUCGGGAUCUUCGUAG
This is a messenger RNA of Talaromyces atroroseus, 582 nucleotides long. RefSeq lists its product as hypothetical. The coding region runs from base 1 to 582 and encodes 193 amino acids. Gene Ontology annotation, biological process: mycotoxin biosynthetic process. The transcript is spliced from 3 exons. The record is from RefSeq and is a predicted model, not a curated record. NCBI's taxonomy places the organism in Eukaryota, Fungi, Ascomycota, Eurotiomycetes, Eurotiales, Trichocomaceae.